CGCGUCCUCAGCCUCGCGCUCCGCCCGCUGCCUCUGUCGCCUCAGCCCGGCCCCGGAGCGCCGAGCCGGGGACGCCGGCCGCUCAGCCUGCCCGCCCUUCGGCCGCAGCCGGCAUGGGGGGCCGCUGAGGGCGAGCUCCUCUUCCCCCUGGCACCUCCCCCGGCCACUGGCCUCUGGACUCCGGCCAGCGGGGCUCGGCCACCUCUGGCUCGCAGUCCGACGCCUGGCACGGCCCUCGGCUCUGCUCCUCCGGCUCUGAGCAUCGUGUCCCCGCCCCCCCCGCCCGCGCCUGGGACACCUGGGUCCCCCGGCGGCCCCUAGGAGAGGGGCGGGGGGGGGGCAUGAAGCCUCUGGAGAAAUUUUUGAAGAAGCAGACGUCGCAGCUGGCGGGGCGAGCGGUGGCGGGAGGUCCCGGCGGGGGUCCGGGUUGCUGCGGAGGGCCUGGAGCGGGUGGGGGUCCUGGCGGGGGCGGCGGUCCGGCCGGGGGACCGCGGCCACUGCAGCGGCGUCAGAGCGUGUCUCGCCUUCUGCUCCCGGCUUUCCUCCGAGAGCCCCCAACCGAGCCCGGGCUGGAGCCGCCCGUUGAGGAGGAAGGGGGAGAGCCAUUAGUGGUCUCUGAGGAGCCGGGCAGCGGGGGGCCCUGUUGGCUUCAGCUAGAGGAGGUGCCCGGGCCUGGGCCGCUGGGGUGCGGGGUCCCCCUGCGCUCCCCUUCCUCGUACUCCUCAGAUGAGCUAUCCCCUGGCGAGCCACUGGCUUCACCGCCCUGGGCCCCCCUGGGCGCCCCGGAGCGUCCAGAGCAUCUUCUGAACCGGGUUCUGGAGCGCCUGGCUGGAGGGACCAGCAGAGACAGCGGCGCCUCAGAUAUUCUCCUUGAUGACAUUGUCCUCACCCAUUCCCUCUUCCUGCCAACAGAAAAGUUUCUACAGGAGUUACACCAGUACUUUGUUCAGUCACAGAAUGUGGAGGGUCCGGAGGGGCUGGGCCAGAAGCAGGCCUGCCUAGCUCUGCUCCUCCAUUUCCUGGAUACCUACCAAGGGCUGCUGCAAGAGGAAGAAGGGGCCGGCCAAAUCAUCAAGGAACUGUAUCUACUAAUUAUGAAGGAUGAGUCUCUUUACCAAGACCUUCGAGAGGACACACUGAGGCUGCACCAGCUGGUGGAGACGGUGGAGCUAAAGAUUCCAGAAGAGAGCCAGCCACCCAGCAAGCAGGUUAAGCCACUCUUCCGCCACUUCCGCCGGAUAGACUCCUGUCUGCAGACCCGAGUGGCAUUCCGGGGCUCCGAUGAGAUCUUCUGCAGAGUCUACAUGCCCGACCACUCCUACGUGACCAUACGCAGCCGCCUCUCGGCGUCCGUGCAGGACAUUCUGGGCUCUGUGACAGAGAAGCUGCAGUAUUCUGAGGAGCCUGCGGAGCGAGAGGAUGCCCUCAUCCUGGUGGCUGUUGCUUCCUCUGGAGAGAAGGUCCUCCUUCAGCCAACAGAGGACUGUGUUUUCACCACGCUGGGCAUCAACAGCCACCUGUUUGCCUGUACCCGGGACAGCUAUGAGGCCCUGGUACCCCUUCCUGAGGAGAUCCAGGUCUCCCCUGGAGACACGGAGAUUCACCGGGUGGAGCCUGAAGAUGUUGCCAAUCAUCUCACUGCCUUCCAUUGGGAGCUGUUCCGAUGUGUGCACGAGCUGGAGUUCGUGGACUACGUGUUCCACGGGGAGCGAGGCCGCAGGGAGACUGCGAACCUGGAGCUGUUGCUGCAACGCUGCAGUGAGGUCACUCACUGGGUGGCCACUGAGGUGCUGCUCUGUGAGGCCCCUGGCAAGCGCGUACAGCUGCUUAAGAAGUUCAUUAAGAUCGCCGCCAUCUGCAAGCAGAACCAGGACCUACUGUCUUUCUAUGCUGUGGUCAUGGGGCUGGACAACGCUGCUGUCAGCCGCCUGCGGCUCACCUGGGAGAAGCUGCCGGGGAAAUUCAAGAACCUGUUCCGCAAAUUUGAGAACUUGACGGACCCCUGCCGGAACCAUAAAAGCUACAGAGAGGUCAUCUCCAAAAUGAAGCCCCCUCUGAUUCCGUUUGUGCCCCUGGUCCUCAAAGACCUGACCUUCCUGCAUGAGGGGAGCAAGACCCUCGUGGAUGGUUUGGUGAACAUUGAGAAGUUGCAUUCAGUGGCUGAGAAAGUGCGGACAAUUCGGAAAUACCGGAGCCGGCCCCUCUGCCUGGAUAUGGAGGCCUCCCCGCACCACCUGCAGACCAAGGCCUAUGUGCGACAGUUCCAGGUCAUUGACAACCAGAACCACCUGUUCGAACUCUCCUACAAGUUGGAGGCUAAUAGUCAGUGAGAGUGGAGGGGCCCGGCCGCCUUCACGUCAGUCCCGGGCCCCUGGCCCUCAAUGACCCACGUCGACAGACAUCUUUUCCCUGGAGCCACUUCCUGAUCCUACGAGGAGGAGUUGGGUAGCCUGCCAGGACGCAUAAGCCUGUUCAUCCUGCUGAGGUCCUUUUGCCAUCACACUCAAGCUGCUCUGCUGGUUUCUGACCUCUCUGGGCAAGGGGCAACAGAGCACCUCUGUGCCCUCCCAGAGAGGUCUGUUCCAGAGAUGGAAUUUCUAGCCUCCACUUCCCAGGAGGAAGCACCCCCCACCCCCAUCACAGCUGCGGUGUGGGAGGCACUGGAAACCUUCUUCCUGUUUCCCUGGAUAUACAGCCCCUAGGAGAGAGAGAGAGAGAGAGAGAGAGAGAGAGAGAGAGAGAGAGGGUGUGUGUUCGUUCAUGUCCUGCUUUUAGGGAGCAGAAGCGCAUCUGAUAAUGUCGGGAGGGUGUCUUCUUCCUGUUUCCCUGGAUAUACAGCCCCUAGGACUGUGUGUGUGUGUGUGUGUGUGUGUGUGUGUGUGUGUGUGU
Psammomys obesus (fat sand rat) is the source of this 2889-nucleotide messenger RNA. It is a transcript of the gene Rapgefl1, whose product is annotated as Rap guanine nucleotide exchange factor like 1. Gene Ontology annotation, cellular component: plasma membrane. The record is from RefSeq and is a predicted model, not a curated record. Gene Ontology annotation, molecular function: guanyl-nucleotide exchange factor activity. The transcript is spliced from 15 exons. Bases 342 to 2330 code for a protein of 662 amino acids. Gene Ontology annotation, biological process: positive regulation of GTPase activity; Ras protein signal transduction. Lineage: Eukaryota; Metazoa; Chordata; Mammalia; Rodentia; Muridae.